Messenger RNA from Dimorphilus gyrociliatus, 1270 nucleotides. The record is from the annotation of a GenBank genome assembly. Lineage: Eukaryota; Metazoa; Annelida; Polychaeta; Dinophilidae.
UAACAAUCAAAUAGAAUAUAUCUUAUAGUAUAAAUACUUGUAUUGUUCAACAAUAACAGACAAUUUUCGUGUUAUAAAUGCUAUUUUAAAGUCUGCAGAUUUUUUUUUCAGCGUAUGAGAAAAAUGACCAAGAUAAAGUUUAUUGUAAAAAUAAACAAAAAUCUUCUGCUUCCCUUCUAUAAAUAUAUCAGCCGAUCCUAUUUCUGAUAUUACAUAUGAUUUUGCGAGUUCAAAUUCCGUGAAAAUUUCAACAAUAGAAAGCAGAUAACAUAUAAACAUUCUGUAAAAAAGUUGGAGUAUUAUGAUCAAUGUUGGCUUACGUUUAUAUAGGCAAUAUAAUAAAUACGAAGACAGGGGUCUUUUUGAAAGACUCACGUGUUUAGGAAAAGAAUAUCCUGGAGCUAACCUUGUAGCAAGAAAGCUGCGAAAUUUACCGCAAGCCCUACGGCUUUUAUGGACAAACGAAAAACUAUUGAAUGUUGUAGAGCAAAUAGUUGGACCUGAUAUCCAGGGGCAUCCUGUUUGGGCUCUACGCACUAAAACUCCCCAGAACGAAGCAACAACAGUACCAUGGCACCAGGAUAGCGCCUUUCUAGAUAACGAUUCUUACAAGGUCCUACAACUAACAGCGUGGAUUCCUUUUCUUGAUGCCACAGAAGAAAACGGAUGCAUGCAAGUUGUCCGUAGAGCUCAUAGAAAGGGUAAAGUAGCCACACAUCAGUGCUGUGCCGGCAAUACCUGGUAUGUUAUCUUAGAGGAAGAAGAAAUAGAAAGAACACUGGGUGCUAAUAUGAAGAAGGAUGUUGUAACUUGUCCAGUACCAUAUGGAGGAAUGCUUUUAUUCAGUAAUCUACUUCCUCACCAAAGUUUGCUCAAUCAAUCGGAUAAAAUACGAUGGUCUGUCGACUUCCGUUGGCAAACAUCCAAGGAGAAAGUUGGAUUUUGGGGACUAAAACCAGGUGUGCAAAUGAGAAUGUCUAAUAAGCCAGAUUUCACAAUAGAUUGGUCCGAGUUUGAUGCUAUAAAUCGAUACAACGUUAUGGCUCAACACGAAAAUGAAAAUUACUUAGAGACUGUAGUUACAGGACCGUGGAUGAAAAAGUGGGAAUUAAUCCAUCAUAACCAUCAUGUUAAUGCACUCUUAAAACAAAACGAACAAGACUCGUACGAUAAUAUUGUUAAUCCUUAAUUAACCAUUGAAGUUGUUUCCCGUCACGUAUAGAAACUCGGUUUUAAAUACACACAAUUCAAUUAUGAUUUAGUCUACCGA